This is a messenger RNA of Arachis duranensis, 2566 nucleotides long. RefSeq names its product exocyst complex component SEC6. Gene Ontology annotation, biological process: exocytosis; exocyst localization. The record is from RefSeq and is a predicted model, not a curated record. Gene Ontology annotation, molecular function: SNARE binding. Gene Ontology annotation, cellular component: exocyst. Lineage: Eukaryota; Viridiplantae; Streptophyta; Magnoliopsida; Fabales; Fabaceae.
UCUACAGCAUAACUUGAUUAACUUCUGUAUUGCCUCUCUCUCUUUCUCUCUCUCUCUCUCUCUCUCUCUCUCUCUGGCAAUUGCGCGCAGGUCACCGAUCUCCGUUAACGAACAGAGGCAAAGAUGCUGGCGGAGGAUCUCGGUGUGGAAGCGAAGGAGGCGGCGGUUCGGGAGGUGGCAAAGCUGCUACCUCUUCCGGAGCUUCUGCAGUCAAUCUCUUCCAUCAAGGCCGAUUACAUUUCGCGCCAACAGGCAAAUGAUGCGCAACUUAGUACAAUGGUUGGAGAGCAGGUUGAGGAGGCCCAGGAUGGAUUGAAAUCACUCUCCCUUUCUGAGCAGAGCAUAAAUCAGCUUCGUGAAAACUUUGUCUCUAUUGAGAACAUGACCAGAUAAAGCUACUUAGCAAUGCACGAAAUAACUUAAACACAACCUUGAAGGAUGUUGAAGGUAUGAUGUCCAUCUCUGAUGAGGCAGCGGAAGCUCGAGAUUCUUUGAGUGAUGACAAAGAAAUUGUCAACACUUAUGAGAGGUUAACAGCUUUGGAUGGAAAGCGGAGGUUUGCAUUAGCAGCUGCAGGAUCUCACAAGGAAGAGGUUGGGAGACUAAGAGAAUAUUUUGAAGAUGUAGAUAGAACCUGGGAAACCUUUGAGAAGACACUAUGGGGUCACAUAUCCAAUUUCUAUAAACUUUCUAAAGAAAGCCCACAGACGUUGGUUCGUGCUUUACGGGUUGUUGAAAUGCAAGAAAUCUACGAUCAACAGGUUGCAGAGGAAGCAGCUGAGGCUGAAGGGGAUGGUGCAAUGGCAUCGGUUGCAAAUCCUCGUAGGGGUGCUAUGACAUCUACAACUUUGAAAAAAUCAGCACGACAAAGAUUGAAGGUUCAAGGUAAAGGUUAUAAGGAUAAGUGCUAUGAGCAAAUAAGGAAGACUGUGGAACAACGCUUUAACAAGCUUCUCACUAUGGUAGGUCUUACUGAUCUACGUUCCCACUGCUCUUGUAUUGCUGAUGAACUUGGAGAUGUCUAUGACUAUGUAGCCCCUUGCUUUCCUCCAAGAUACGAAAUUUUCCAGCUAAUGGUAAAUCUGUACACCGAGAGAUUUAUUCAGAUGCUAAGGUUGUUUAGUGACAGGGCAACUGAAUUGACAAACAUUGAGAUAUUAAAGGUAACUGGUUGGGUUGUUGAAUACCAAGAUAAUCUCAUUGGGCUUGGUGUUGAUGAGACUCUUGCCCAAGUGUGCUCUGAGAGUGGUGCCAUGGAUCCUCUUAUGAAUUCCUAUGUUGAAAGAAUGCAAGCUACAACAAGGAAAUGGUACUUGAAUAUUUUGGAGGCUGAUAAAACACAACCCCCAAAGAAAACAGAAGAUGGAAAACUAUAUACCCCUGCUGCUGUUGAUUUAUUCAGGAUACUUGGGGAGCAAGUACAAAUUGUUAGGGAUAACAGCACUGAUAUCAUGUUGUACAGAAUUGCCUUGGCAACUAUUCAGGUGAUGAUUGAUUUUCAAGCAGCUGAAAAGAAGAGACUCGAAGAACCUGCUUCUGAAAUUGGUUUGGAACCUCUCUGUGCUAUGAUUAACAACAAUUUGCGCUGCUAUGAUCUAGCAAUGGAGCUAAGUAAUAGUACCAUAGAAGCCCUUCCACAGAACUACGCUGAGCAGGUUAAUUUUGAAGAUACUUGUAAGGGUUUUCUCGAGGUUGCCAAGGAAGCUGUGCAUCAAACGGUUAAUGUAAUAUUUGAAGAUCCUGGUGUCCAGGAGUUACUGGUCAAGCUAUACCAUAGAGAAUGGAGUGAGGGGCAGGUUACAGAGUACCUGGUUGCAACAUUUGGCGAUUAUUUUACUGACGUAAAAUUGUACAUUGAAGAUAGAUCUUUUCGGAGAUUUGUUGAAGCCUGCCUGGAGGAAACAGUGGUUGUUUAUGUUGAUCAUCUUUUAACACAGAAAAACUACAUUAAGGAAGAAACUAUUGAACGAAUGAGGCUAGAUGAGGAGGUUAUCCUGGACUUUUUUAGGGAACAUAUCAGUGCAUCUAAAAUUGAAAAUAGAUUGAGUAUACUCAGUGAUUUGAGGGAACUUGCUUCAGCCGAGAGCCUGGAUACGUUCACACUCAUCUAUAAUAAUAUACUCGAGCAUCAACCUGACUGUCCGCCUGAAGUUGUUGAGAAACUUGUAGCCCUUAGAGAAGGCAUUCCUCGGAAAGAUGCUAAGGAGGUGGUACAAGAAUGCAAAGAGAUAUAUGAAAAUUCUCUUAUUGAUGGAAGACCUCCAAAGGCGGGUUUUGUUUUCCCACGGGUGAAGUGCUUAACACAAUCUAGGGGAGGCAUUUGGCGUAAACUCACUUGAAGUGCAGUUCCAUCCACUUGUUUACGUAGUUUUUUUUUUCUUUUAAAAUGUGUUUUUUACCAUUUUCCAUUUCACUUGUAUAUGUGGUGUUGACAUUUUCGCUUCGAAUCCAGACAGUGUAGAAGUUAGGAAAGUAAAAAAGGUGAAGGUCUAAUCACUUUUAUAUCAAAAUAAUGAGACUUAUACAUGAUAUAAAAGUUACUGAUAUGACAUUUUCCGUGGUCUUA